Messenger RNA from Prunus armeniaca (apricot), 1779 nucleotides. The record is from the annotation of a GenBank genome assembly. NCBI's taxonomy places the organism in Eukaryota, Viridiplantae, Streptophyta, Magnoliopsida, Rosales, Rosaceae.
AUGUUUUUUGAGCUUCCAUAUUGGUCAAAACUAACAUUGAGGCACAAUCUCGACGUUAUGCAUGUUGAGAAAAAUGUCUUUGACACAUUGAUGGGCACGAUUCUAGAUAUCGAGGGGAAGAAAAAAGACACGAUCAAAGCUCGUCUGGAUUUGGAAAAAAUGGGCAUACGAAGGGGUUUAUGGAUGAAAAUGGACAGUCAUAAAGCUAGAAGGGAUCUUGCAUUUUUUUCCAUAAAACUGAAUGACAAAAAAGAGUUUCUCAAGUUUGUAUCGACUGUAAAAUUUCCUAACGGGUAUGCUUCUAAUAUCGCACGUUGCGUGAAUGUUGAUGGGGGUAAAUUUACUGGACUAAAGAGCCAUGACUGCCAUGUCUUUAUGCAACGCCUCCUUCCUGUGGGGAUUCGACACCUAUUGCGGGAAGAUGUAGUCAAGCCAAUCCUAUUGUUAUCCAUAUUUUUUUCCCAACUGUUGGCAAAAACGUUGCGAAGGACAGACGUUAAUCAGUUGCGCCAUGACAUUGUCCAAGUCCUAUGCAAGUUUGAGAUGAUAUUCCCUCCAGCUUUCUUCACAAGUAUGAUUCACGUGAUGGUUCACUUGCCAGAAGAGGCAUUGCUUGCUGGUUCAGUCAACUACUAUUGGAUGUAUCCAAUAGAAAGGCUUCUCAGAGAGCUGAAAAAAAGCGUAUGCAACAGAGCAAAGCCCGAAGGAUCAAUUAUAGAGGCUUGGGUUCAAUACGAGGCACUUACUUUCUGUGGAAUGUAUUUAAAAGAUGUGGACACGGCUUUCAAUCGUCCUCAGCGCAAUAAUGACGGAGGUGUGAGAAAUGCGAAACUUUCUAUUUUUGCCCAAAGCGCACGACCCUUUGGAGAGCCUGUACGAGGAGAGGCGUUUUCCAAAAAUGACAUGGAGGUGGCCCAUUGGUUCGUACUAAACAAUUGUGAUGAGAUAAUCCUAUAUUUGGAUGAGCAUGAAGAGAUGAUGAAGCGAGAACAUCCAUCACAAUUGUAUUCCAAGAAACACCGUGAAUUUGAAGAGUUAUAUAACUUGGCAUUUGGCCCAAUUAGCGCUGAAUUAUUCUCGGGUUGCAAUGUUAACGGCAUCAAAUUUUUGGGGACUGCAAGAGAUGACAAGUUGUGUACGCAAAACAGCGGUGUCCAUGUCCCAAGUGGAGGUGAAAGUACGGACAUUGAUUUCUAUGGCAAACUCACAACUGUCGUGCAAUUGCUUUACAAGGACCAAUACCAAGUAAUCAUUUUUAAGUGUCGAUGGUUUGAUACAAACCCGAAUAGGCAGGGAAGUGUUAAAAUCGACCAUGGGUUACUAUCUGUGAACAUUAACAGAACUUGGUAUGAUGACGACCCUUACAUUUUGGCAAAAAUGACAAAACAGAUUGUGUAUCUAGAUGACCCUAAAGCCGGACACGGUUGGAAAGUUGUUCAGCAGAUGGAUCAGAGGAAUGUGUAUGCUAUACCAGAACUAGACCCAUCUGACAACGACGUCGACGUUGUUGACCAACGUUUGGAAUCUUCGAUGGAAAAUGUUGCACAAACACUUCUAGAUUCAAAUGUUAUACAAGAACCGUUUCAACUUGAAGGAGUGUCUUCAAGAGAAAUACCGAUUCAGUCAAUUACAAUUGACCUCGGUGAUCUUCCACGAUACGAUCCAACUGUGGGCCCAAACAACGACGAUGAUGUACUUAUGGAGGAUGAAGAGGAUUGGGAGACCGAAAGUGAUGAUAGCGAUGGUAACGAAGAUUAUUAUAGUUCAGAUGAUGAAUAA